Molecule: messenger RNA, 772 nt
Organism: Dendrobium catenatum
Lineage: Eukaryota; Viridiplantae; Streptophyta; Magnoliopsida; Asparagales; Orchidaceae
Exons: 2
Coding region: 125-394 (89 amino acids)
Source: RefSeq, a predicted model, not a curated record
CCAUAGAAAGGAUUCCACUAUCGGCCUCUCGCUAAUAAGUUUUCUCUCCUUCUUCUCCUCUUCAUCGGACCUCCGCCGGAUCUAGAAUCAGCAGAAUCGGCCAAGAUCCCGAAGCAAUCGAGCAAUGGAGUGCUGGGAUCGGAUGAUUUUCCCUUUGAAACGCGUUUGGAUCGGCAUCGCUGCUCGCAUCGGCUUACAGAAGAACGGGCCGAGGAAGCUGAGGCAGGAGGUGCGGACCUGCGAAUACGAGGAUGUUCACGUGAUGUGGGAGAUGUUGCGGAGAACUGAUAGAGAGAUCGCCCGAUGUCCGCCAUUGAGCAGCCGGCGGGAUCUGAAGCGUCGCCGCUUGGCCGUAUUGGAUUGGGUGCCUUACAAUCUCUGCGCCAGAUUUUGAUCAUUUUCUCGGGAAUCCGGCCGAUGCCGACGAGGAUGAAUGAUUUCGUCAUGGAUCGUUUCCCCUCCUUCCGUUCUCUUAUCUUCUUCUUCUCUCUCUCUCUCUACACGGAGUUGAGGGACUUGUAAUUUAGUGGAAUCGCCUUAAAAAAAAACCAAAAAGAUUUCAUGUGUUCACGAUCGGCAGAGAACACAUAAUUCAGAUAUGUUCUGGAUGUCUUUUUUUUUCUGUUCUGUUGAGCGAUUUGGAUCGUCUCGUGAGCUCGAUCGGAGAUUCAAUCAUGUCCUUUGCCCUUCAUGUCAUGAUCUGUUCGUGAUCAAAUAAUAAAAAAAUAAGAAGACAGGUGAAGGUCGAUCUCCUGUCAGCGAGUUAUUCAAA